This is a messenger RNA of Syzygium oleosum, 2166 nucleotides long. RefSeq lists its product as uncharacterized. The transcript has a single exon. NCBI's taxonomy places the organism in Eukaryota, Viridiplantae, Streptophyta, Magnoliopsida, Myrtales, Myrtaceae. The coding region runs from base 1 to 2166 and encodes 721 amino acids. The record is from RefSeq and is a predicted model, not a curated record.
AUGGGAUUUGUGCUGCUCCCCCAAAACACUCGUGAACUGUGGAAGGAGUGGGAGAUGCGGUUGCUCGUCCUCCUCAGCUUGUUCUUCCAAUUGACCCUUGCGACUCAGGGCAGCCGGAGGAAAUCCAUCUUCAGCAACUGGAUCAAAGUCAUCCUCUGGACGACGUACCUAUUGGCCGACUCCAUCGCGACCUUCACACUUGGCGUCCUCUCGAACCGCCUGGCCAACAUCAAGGAAACCAAGGGGAUGAUUGAUCCGAAGAGCCAGAUCACAGCAUUCUGGGCGCCGUUCCUUCUCCUCCACUUGGGCGGGCCUGACACAAUCACUGCAUAUGCCCUGGCGGACAACGAGCUGUGGCCGAGGCAGUUGGCACGGCUUUGCAUCCAGGUAGGACUAGCGUGUCACAUUUACUCCAUGGCCUUGUCGGGAUCUACACUGUCGAUAGUAGCGGCGGGUAUGAUCCUGAUGGGGUUCAUCAAAUAUGCAGAGAGGACAUUGUGUUUGUACCGGGCAAGCAAAGGUCCACUUCGAGAUUCGAUGCUUUCGCGUCCCGAUGUCGGUCCCAUAUACUCCAGGAAAAUGGAGCAGUACGCUCUGAGGAAAGAGGAGGGUUACCUGGUCGGAAUCGACCAAAUCACACAGAUUCCGGGUCCGGAGUAUCUCGCGGUUAACAGAGGUCAAGCCCGCGAAAAGGACAGGACUCUGGUCAGAGGCUAUGAGUUUUUCAAGAUCUUCAAGCUUCUCCUUGUGGGCCUGACCGUCAACUUUGUCGACCUGGAGGCUAGUCAGCGCCUGUUCAUGGGCCCAGACAUGGAUUCGGCGGAGGCUUUUAAUAUCGUGGAGAUCGAGCUCGGGCUCAUGUACGAUCUGCUCUUCACCAAGGCCCCGUUGCUGAACUUUGCUUGGGGCAUCAUUCGUUGGGUCAUCAGUCUCUCGGUGCCGUGUGCCGUGUUGGUGUUUUUCUCCUUACAGGAUAAGAAGGAUUACCCCACUGUUGACAUCUGUAUAACUUUCUUGCUGAUAAGUGUGGCCAUACUUUUAGAAAUAUACUCGCUUCUUCUAGCAAUUUCAUCGGAUUGGAUCCACCACUGGCGGCUUCAGAGAUCCAGGAGAUCCGCAAUUUCGUCCGCCAUCGCUCUUCUCCGGUUCAGCCCGAGCCAAAGAUGGUCGAAUUCCGUGGCCCAGUUCAGCCUCUUGAGAUCAUCUAUCAGGAAAAGAAAAAGCGUCUUCCGCCAUCAGAGGUUUGCCAAGUUGCACGAGGUGGUGGAUAAGAACUUCUACAUCCGUUACAAAGAGUUCGACCGCUACUUCAAAGGAUUGAUCUUCAGGCACAUGACGGAGACGGUCAGAAAUCUGGAACGGACCGUCGGAUUGAAGAGCGGGUCGGCUAGUCUUAAGCUGGAGGUGCACGAACUGCUGAAGCGGUCAAACUGCGAUCAUCUGGCCUGGAGUGUGGAAGAGAUGAAGUUUGACCAAUGCAUCCUCAUAUGGCACAUCGCCACUGAGCUCUGUCACUACAUAGACGGGGGGAAGACGCUGAGCGACGAAGACGGCAAGAACUCCGAAAUGUGUAUGUUGGUCUCACAGUACAUGCUCUAUCUUUUGGUAUUCUAUCCUUCCAUGUUGCCAGCAGGGAUAGGGGUGCUGCGAUACGAAGACACUUUGGUCGAAGCUCAGAAGUUCUUCGACGACGAGGUAGCGAUGUUGUCAAAGAAGGAAGGCAGCAUCUCAUCGGUCGUCAUCGAGGGGGCGCAUAAAUUAUUCAAGAAAGGGGCACAUGUCCACACCUGUUUUGGCAGCUGCAAAGAGGCGCACAAGUCGAGAGAGUCAAGCGAUCUGUGCGGACUCUGCUGGCUUCUGUCCCAAGUGGGAAUUCAAUUGCCCGCCUUGAAGAUGCGCGGAACCAAAAGCACGUCGGUGCUGAUUGACGCGUGCCAUCUCGCUACCCAGUUAAAAUCAGUCGACAAGUGGGACAUGAUCAGCAAGUUCUGGGUGAGGAUGCUGAUUUAUGCGGCUUACGAAUGCAAAGGCUACGAACACUGCGAGAGCCUGAACAGAGGAGGAGAGCUUCUUAGCCACGCUUGGCUUCUCAUGGCGCAUCUCGGCAUAGCGCAGCCCGUACGAACUUCCGGAGCACCAUACGUUACCAAACUGAUUAUGAAGUAG